Anneissia japonica is the source of this 935-nucleotide messenger RNA. RefSeq lists its product as uncharacterized. The coding region runs from base 99 to 854 and encodes 251 amino acids. NCBI's taxonomy places the organism in Eukaryota, Metazoa, Echinodermata, Crinoidea, Comatulida, Comatulidae. The record is from RefSeq and is a predicted model, not a curated record. The transcript is spliced from 2 exons.
UGCAUCUAUAGACUGAAAAAUACUUGUAUAAACUAUAGACUGACAAAUACUUGUAUCACCAACAGACUAAAAAAUACUUGUAUCAUCUACAGAGCAAUAUGCAAGGUAUAAUAUCAAAAUGUCUGGCAUUCAGCUUCCUUUUAACUUGUAUCUAUGGUAACACAUUAACUGAAGACACCUUUCUUAGUGGGCCUACAAAUAUAAAUGGUACAGAAGGAAAGACUAUUACAAUACCAUAUGUCUUGAAUACAAACAUCAAAAAAAGAGAAAACUACAAAGUAACUUGGCUGAAAGAUGGACAAAUUGUUGACAAAAAUGAUGGUCAUAUCCGAACCAAUGAAGACAACAGGAAGUUUUCACUAACAAUAUACCCUCUUCAACGCAGUGAUGAAGGAAAAUAUAAGCUUAAGCUUGGUGAACUAAUUUCGCAGGAAACAGUUCUGAACAUCAUUGAAAUACCAUCAUCAAAAUAUCCAAGACUUGAACUGGAAAAACUAAAUGACCAACUCAAUGUUUACUGUAUUUCAGAGAAUACAUCACCACAUCCAAAGUUCUCAAUCAAUGAAGAAGAACUGAGGUUUUAUGAAAAUCCUACCUAUAUUUGGGUAAAUAAAACAGUACUCAUCACAGAUGACAUGCCAAAAGAAUCCUACACUUGUGUACUGGAACUCAGAGAUUAUUAUAAACUUUUUGCUAUUAUAACUGGAAUAGAAAUAACCACAUAUUUAAGAAAUAUCACAUAUGGAAGCACCUGUCCCAUUGAAAAAACCGAAAGCCCGGUAAUGAAUUUCCCAUUCAAAUUUUUAUUAUUAGUAUUUGUAUUAUUAUUAGUAUUUAAGAUGUUAGCUAUUUGAUAAAGAAAAGAUUAAGAAAAAACCUCUACAUCAACGAUCUACCACAGUCUGUUUAGCAUGUAAAUGUAAGUAUGUACGCAG